GGCACGGCAGGUGUGCGGGAGCGGCGCCCGAGGCGCGCAGGGCGGGGAGACGCGGCCGCUCACCGGGCCCAGCCCCGCCGGGCGCUGCCGCUGCCGCUGCUGGGAGAUGUAGUUUGUCGCGCCCUCCCGCCCAGCGCCAUGGCCGUCCCGGGAGUUUGGAACAUGUGAGGAGCUGCCAGAGGAAUCACUAAUAUUUUCAUUUCUGCUUCUUCAGCUCCACCUAUUUUUUUCUGUCCUGGAGUUUCAGCUGUAUUUAAUAAGGUCUGGAUGAAGAUGGAGACUGGAAGAGUCAAGAGAUGAAAUGGGGACAAGUGCUUGACCACUGGAGGCUGGUGGCACAGGAUGUGGGAAUGCACCAUGGAGAGAGCAGUGGCUUCCCUGCUCAGUUCCAACCGCAGAAGACAUUGUGAGGACAGACCAUCAAAAGUAAGUGUGACGCUCGUUGGUGCUGGACGCAGCCUGCUGUGGGACAGGCAAUAUCACGCAGCCAAGAUGGUGGCAUUUAAUUGGAAGGCUUUGGAGAAUUUCCCAUUGCUGAUGUACAUUUUGGCAGCUAAAACAUUGAUUCUUUGCUUAGCCUUUGCUGGAGUAAAAAUGUACCAGAGCAAAAAAAUUGAAGAAAAACUGAAGAGGGAACGUGAAGAGAAGCAGAAAACAGAAGCAGAGAAGAAGUAUGAUUGAAGAGUCUCUCAGGAAACCCUUCACAAAGGCUUCACCCUUGUUUUACCAAAGGAUACAAGACAGGAAAGACUGACAAAUCCCUGUGACACAAAUUACUUCCUCUUGAGACUUCCUCAUUGCUAAAAUGGAUGGAAAGCAGGUGAUUCUGUACCUGGUCCCAUGGACUCCAUUGCAGAUUAGGGAUGGCAGAAGACACACCCUACCAAUGAAGAAGUAUUGCAAUGUGGCCCUAAACCUGCAGCUGCAUAAGCCAUGGCAGCAGCGACCAGUAAGGCUGAGCUGCAGUGAGGCAGCAGUCCAGGACUCUGCUCUGUUUAGGUCUGGUCUUGUUCUUCUUUAUUGUGAAUUCAGAACGCAGCAAUGAAGUCAUCGGGUUCAUGCUCAUUUGACUGUGGUGCACUGUUACUUCUCCCCAGUAGUGUAGUCCAGCGUCGCUGGGUGAAGGUAAACAGUCAUUGGGGUUAUGAGGUGUGCAUCAUUUGUUUCUUAAGAAAACCAGGCUACUGUGCAAUUACUGCCUAUCCUUGUGGUAAAGCAGCACCAGAACUAUUUCUUUCCUUACGCUGAUUGCACACCACUUCAUAUUCUUUGAUAUUUAGUGGAGCAAUUGCUGCUUCAAGCCAAUGUGAAAUUACAUUCGGGGCCAUGAUACUAGGACAAUAGCCCCUCUCCAGUCUCUCCCUUUCCUCCCUGCCCCCUCUUUCCUCCUUGCAUUUGAAGCACCUAAUUUUCCAUUCUCUGCUACAUCCAUAUUUGUCAAAAAAAGAGCAGAUGCUUUCACUGAUGAAUAUGGAACUGAUAAAAGAUGGUUAUUUUUCUCUGUAUAUUCACAUCUCAGCUCCAGAGAAUUCUAUGUGUGGAUUCUUCUGAAGGUAGAUGAGACUCCCUUUUUUAGAUAUCUCUCUGCCACACCAAAUUACAAUGCUCAUCUAGUUGGUUUCCACACACAGGAGAAAAACUGCACAGAUUUGUCUCAGUGUAUGGAAAUGUUUUAGUGAACCUGUGAAUCAUCUCAUAACUUACUUCUUUCAUGUUUUUAUGGUCUUAGUUCUCUUAGAAGUACACAAUAAACACAUACCCAGUAAUGAAUAACACAGGGAAUGUAAAUUGGGAGCCACUUUCAAAAAAAAAAAAAACCACCAAGAAAGUGUUCAAUGAACUUGAAAAAAACUGCUGUUAAAAAAUACUUCUUUGCAUCACUCAUAAAUAAUCUUUUGAAUGCAAUUAUGUGAGAAAUCAUUAUAUCGCAGUAAUCAAUGUCAUGGAUAAAGAAAAUCUCCAAUGAUGAGUGCCAUAUUUUAUCCUGAGAAACUGAACUCUUCAUGCUAAAGCCUGAACCAACUACUAAUUGUUAGGCUUCAGAAAGGAACUUCCCUUUUAGAAAGAUUUCUUUUACCUGUCACAGAAAUGUUUAUCGCAGACCACUUUGGAAGCAAGGUACUCGGUGUAGUGAACUGCUGAGCUGAUGGGAAAGCUGCAUUAAAUUAUUCAGAGGUCUGAAUCUUUUUCAGAAAAUCUGAAUAUUCUUUAGGUCAUGAAUUCUAGUGUCAGUCAUGGUCCAGCAUAUUACUUGCUCAGAGGCAGAUCUCCCAUUGGGGUUAAAGACAGGGUUGACCUACCAAAUUCAUUUUGCAGCCCAGUCUUUCUUGAAAUUAAGAACAUUUACAUCUGAGGCAUGGUCUUACAACUCCCGUAACAGAGGAAUAUGUGCAGAAAGGUGGCUGAACUGGAUCUUAGGCAUGCUUUGGUCCAUUUUUGUGAAAAGGCAAAUUAAUUGUCCUUUCCCAGGGCAAGCAUAAUGCAUAUCAACCUACUAAUGGAAUACACUUAAUCUACACUAAAUACACUAAAAUGUAUUUAGAUUUGGAUUUAGAAUUCUCUCUUUUAUAAGCGCUGUUGACAUGGGGUUUUAGGUUUAUACCCUUUGAAAGAAAUGGCUCAGCAGGACUGCAGCAGGGUAAUUCAUUCAACACCAACCAAAACACAUCUGAAGCCUGACUGCAGGAAGAACUGUUUAAGAAAGUGUGUCAAGAUAGUAGUUCUCCCAUCUCUUCACUCAGUUUUAAUCGCUACCUUCCAUUUGUUUGGGGUCAUCUUCUCUAUUCCUUUAACGAUCAAGUCACUGAAUAGGAUACACCUAAAGGAGUGGGUCCUCUGAACAGACCUCAGGGCAAAGUCCUUCCUGUUUUUUAUAAUAAACCAUUUCAAAGAAGACCAGGUGACAUUCAUGGGAUAGAGAUAGUUGUAAGAUGAAGACACAACCAGAAGCUUAUGGCCAUGGGCUCUAGCAACUUCAGGGUGACACUCAAUGCUGCCCACGUAGACCACUUGUGGGACUGGCAGCAGAGUUCCUGUCUCCAGCUCCUUGUCUUCUUUUGCCCACACACACAUCAGCUGCCUUUUAUCCCUUGUCACAAUUACACACUUCCCACAGGACGUGGUCAGAGAUUCACACAACUCCUGAAAGAUACCAUUCUGCUGGUGGACGGGCAGCUCAUCUCUUAAUAAAAGUUUUUACCGGAGGCAGGGCACCCACACUUGGCAACUGCCAGUGUGAACAAGUGUCCAUACUGACCAGCACAGGCUGGCCUCCUCAGCUAUUUUUUUCUCCUGUUAUAAGACUUUCUGGAAUAUCUGCUUCCCCUAAAAAAAACAGUCCUGAAACCAUUGAGCUGCAGUGUCCUCAAAGCUCUCAAAUACAGCAGGCACUGCCUUUUUGAAAUAGCAUCAAAGCAAACCCUGUGAAUUAUGUGCCUGAGGAGCAGAUUUGCGAAGUGCUGUAUGUUGCUGUCUCAAGGCUCAUGAAGGAUGUUCACAGAGCUUGCAAUGUGCCCGUUGCCCUGGCAUUACUCUGCAGUGUCACACCCAACCAGCAUCAGCACCAGCAGGAGCUUCCAGGUGGCUGAUCAGAAGGCACCUUGGAAAGCAAUAGCCCCAUCAGGCUGGGUACGCUGCAGCUGUGCAGCUAGCAGCUUCUGGCAUCAGGACCUUGCUCGUCUUGAACAUUGUGGUUCCUCCUCUCACAGCACUGGGUGGGUGCUUGGGCCCUGUGUACGUGUGUGGGCCAGUCACGCACUGCCAAAAGGAGCCCAGAGGGAUGGAGAUGCGGAUGAAGGAGCUGCUCAGAGUCAGCACGGAGAGUGAGCCACACCAGAGCAUUGAGACCAGUGGUAGGAACCAUUCCCUCCCUCCUUGGCAAGCAUGCGGCCUCAUGGAAGAUGCAGCCUUAAAAUUCUGACAGGUGGAGGAGGGGACUGAACCCUGGGUGUCUUGUUAUGGGGGGCAGGAGGACCUCUGGACCCCCACAUGAGCCUCCUGAUGGGCAGGUUCAGUCCCAGCAGCAUUGCGAGGUGCUGCCUGGUGCCCAACAGCACAGCAGCCUGUGCAAGGUCCACCAUGCUCAGCCUGCCCAGCUUCAGGCCUUAGAGAGGGAAGAAGUGAGUGAUACCUCAGACAUCGCUUCAGGGUGAAUUAUUUUUAGGAAUGAUUUGGUUUCUAGAGACCUCAUAAGUUCCUGCUUUGUGCAGUCACUUCUCUAUUUUGUGCUGGCUGUACCGACGAACCGCUGAGGCACCCGCAUUGAGCCUGACACCAGCACCAUUACACUCUACAAGGGUGAGCAACACCAUUAGGGGGAGAAAGGAAAAUUUCUCGUGUGCUGUUAUGUGAACACACAGGCUGAAGUGAAGGUCAGAGCAGAAGGCUGGACAGGUACCAUCCUGCUGCCACGGCAAAUCAAACAGGGGCACAGGAGCACAUGGCCAAGUGAGGGCUGCGGCUGCCCUGGGAGAAGGGAACAUUCAGGGGAAGGGGUGUGGGUGUGUGCACGCACUGAGGGCAGCAAGUGUUUGGCUGGGCAAGGUUGUGGAGCAGAAGCAGUGAAAACUAUUUUGACUUAUCUGGUUUCUUACCUGUCCCUCCUCCUCACUGCAAAUGCGCACACAGAAUUUUACCGCAGGAGCAAGCUUGUCAGAGCAAGACUGUAAAACUGCUCACACUUAGCUGUACCUCCAAGACUGGGAGUGAACACUGGCAGCAGUAUCAGUUGGGCUGAACAGCACAAACAUGUCAGUCUUUGAUUACAGCAUGCAUUUCCUUGCCCACCUCUGAAUCUGAGACCCCCCCACAGUCCAUGUCAUCCCGUCUGGAAGAGGUUUCUUUCCCCCUAACAGAGUGGGAAACUCUGAAGCCAAAAAAUGUCUGAAGAUGAAUAUGGCCAGUGGGGUCUAACUCAGCUGUCUGAAUGCUCGCCUUAGCAAGGCUAAGGCAAAUAAGUGACGGGGCACAUCAUGUUAGUAGCAUCACAUGGAGAGCAGAAGUCUGAAAUUUUGAUAUAGAAAGGGUAUACCCCCAGAAAGAAGCCCAUAUAGUUCGUUAUCCAGGUGCAAAAUGGUGGGAGAUUCAGACUGCACAUAUCAAGGAAAAUCCUUAAAUAUGCAGUACGUAUUCAUAUGAAAUUACAUAAUAUUGAUUCAUCUCUGUUGGCAUUUCACACUGCGAUACACCUUUCUCUUCUAGUGUUAGCUUUUGUCCUUAAUAAAUGUAUGCCAGGAGCAUAACCUGA
Molecule: messenger RNA, 5245 nt
Organism: Falco peregrinus (peregrine falcon)
Lineage: Eukaryota; Metazoa; Chordata; Aves; Falconiformes; Falconidae
Gene: SMIM11
Product: small integral membrane protein 11
Exons: 6
Coding region: 343-681 (112 amino acids)
Source: RefSeq, a predicted model, not a curated record